This is a messenger RNA of Pneumocystis murina B123, 996 nucleotides long. RefSeq lists its product as hypothetical. The record is from RefSeq and is a predicted model, not a curated record. Bases 1 to 996 code for a protein of 331 amino acids. Gene Ontology annotation, biological process: ceramide biosynthetic process. Gene Ontology annotation, cellular component: membrane. Lineage: Eukaryota; Fungi; Ascomycota; Pneumocystomycetes; Pneumocystales; Pneumocystaceae. The transcript is spliced from 5 exons. Gene Ontology annotation, molecular function: sphingolipid delta-4 desaturase activity.
AUGUCUAUUGAAAAAAAUAAAAAAAAUAAUCUAAAUGACUUCUUAUGGACAUUUCAGGAGGAACCACAUAAAACUAGACGUAAAGAAAUAAUAAAGGCACAUCCAGAAGUGAUAAAACUUUGCGGGCAUGAACCACUUACAAAAUAUAUAAUAUGUACAGUGGUUUUAUUUCAAUUAGUAUCAGCUUAUCUACUUCGUAAUGAAAAUUGGAUGUCAUUAAAAUUCUUACUCUAUGUGUAUUUUUUUGGUGCAACUGCAAACCAUAAUAUUUUUCUUUCAAUACACGAAUUAUCCCAUAAUCUUGUAUUUAAAAAUGCAAAAUUAAAUCAAUAUUUUUCUAUUUUUGCAAAUUUACCUAUCGGACUUCCAUAUAGUGCAUCGUUUAAGCCAUAUCACCUAUUACAUCAUAAAUACUUAGGAGAAGAUGGAACUGAUACUGAUCUUCCAACAAAAUUGGAAGUAAUACUCUUUAAUAACGUCCUUGGAAAAGCAUUUUUCUGUACAUUUCAAAUAUUCUUUUAUUCACUUAGACCUAUAUUUUUAAAAAGGUUGCCAUUUACAUCUUUACAUAUUUAUAAUUUAUUAAUUCAAUUAUUAUUCGAUAUUAUCUUAAUACGGCUAGCAGGCAGUGGCGCUUUAUUUUAUCUUAUUUUUUCAUCAUUUCUUGCAGGAUCACUUCAUCCUUGUGCUGGCCAUUUUAUCGCUGAACAUUUUUCAAUUAUUAAAAAUACCAAUGAAACAAUUGAUACAUAUUCAUAUUAUGGAAUUUUAAACAUUCUGACAUAUAAUGUUGGCUAUCAUAACGAGCAUCAUGACUUUCCAUUUAUUCCUUGGUCUCGUUUACCAAAACUAAAUAAUAUUGCAAACGAAUUCUAUAGAAAUAUUCCAUAUCAUACUAGCUGGAUAUAUGUAAUGUGGCAAUUUAUUACAGAUGAUCGUGUAGGACUAUGGUGUAGGAUUAAGAGAAGAAAUAAAUUAACAUUAAUCUCUAAAUAA